AUGGGAUCUGAAGUUCAAUGCGCUAUCCAAGAUGAUGCCCAAGUCCCGAACAGUAUUUACUUCUUGAAGGGGUAUGUUGUUUAUGAAGUAUGUGGCUUGAAACGGAACCCUCUUUCUUCUCCAGUCACGUGCACACGACCCAACGAAGUUUGGAAUCCGUGUGCACAAUGUUUGGCGGAACGAUGCGAGGAUCUCAACAGUACCUCUAACCAGAAUUGUCCUGCUGAACUGCGCUCUUACUGCAGGCCGCAGUGCGUGUGUGCAAAAGGCUAUUACAGGAACAACAAUGACGUUUGUGUCCCGAAGAACGCGUGUCCUGGUCAGUGUCCGGUGCCCGCCAGGUGUAGACCUACCUGCUCUGUGCCGAAUCCACCGAACUGUCCACCUUACAAGCCGCCUAUUGAGAACGUGGACGGAUGUCAAUGUCAAGAAGGGUACAUCUUGUCUGAAACAGAAGGGAAAUGUGUUAAAAUAGAAACCUGCCCUAGUCCGUGCAAUGCAAACGAAACGCUCGUUUCCUGCAAAACUGGUUGUCAAACGAACUACUGUCCAACUAGCGACAGCCGCGCUGUAGUUGAUUGCGCGCUUCCUUACCCAUGCAAUCCAGGCUGCGUUUGUAAACAAAAUUAUAAGCUCCUAAGUGAGAAUGACAAGAGAUGUGUGCUGACCACAGACUGUCGUAAGUACAACAUACGAGCUCCAGUCACGUGCACACGACCGAAUGAAGUUUGGAAUCCGUGUGCACAAUGUUUGGCGGAACGAUGCGAGGAUCUCAACAGUACCUCUAACCAGAAUUGUCCUGCUGAACUGCGCUCCUACUGCAGGCCGCAGUGCGUUUGUGCAAACGGCUAUUACAGGAACAACAAUGACGUUUGUGUCCCGAAGAAAUCGUGUCCUGGUCAGUGUCCGGUGCCCGCCAGGUGUAGACCUACCUGCUCUGUGCCGAAUCCACCGAACUGUCCACCUUACAAGCAGCCUACUGAGAACGAGGACGGAUGUCGAUGUCAACCAGGGUACAUCUUGUCUGAAACAGAAGGGAAAUGUGUUAAAAUAGAAACCUGCCCUACUGGUCAGUGUCCGGUGCCCGCCAAAUGUAGACCUACUUGUUCUGUGCCGAAUCCACCGAACUGUCCACCUUACAAGCAGCCUACUGAGAACGAGGACGGAUGUCGAUGUCAACCAGGGUACAUCUUGUCUGAAACAGAAGGGAAAUGUGUUAAAAUAGAAACCUGCCCUAGUUCGUGUUCGGGUAACGAAACGCGCGUAUACUGCAAGGCUGGCUGUCCCACUGACUACUGUCCAACAAGCGACAGCCGCGCUGUAAUUGCUUGCGAUCCCCCCUACCCAUGUAAUCCGGGCUGCGUUUGUAAACCAAAUUAUCGACGCCUGAGUCAGGAUGACAAGCGAUGUGUGCUGACCACAGACUGUCCUCCAGUGAAGUGCACACGACCGAAUGAAGUUUGGAAUCCUUGUGCACAAUGUUUGGCGGAACGAUGCGAGGAUGCCAACAGUCCCUCUAACCUGAAUUGUCCUCCUCAGCUGCGCCCUUACUGCAAUCCGCAGUGCGUGUGUGCAAACGGCUAUUACAGGAACAACAAUGACGUUUGUGUCCCGAAGAAAGCUUGUCCUGGUCAGUGUCCGGUGCCCGCCAGGUGGAGACCUACCUGCUCUGUGCCGAAUCCACCGAACUGUCCACCUUACAAGCAGCCUACUGAGAACGAGGACGGAUGUCAAUGUCAAGAAGGGUACAUCUUGUCUGAAACAGAAGGAAAAUGUAUUAAAAUAGAAGAAUGUCCUAGAACAUCAGGCUGUAAUGGAGAUCCACAUGCACAAGUGACGAAGUGUCCGUUACCUUGCCCGUCCACUUGCAAAUCACCAGAGGCUAUAGGUUGUAAGAAAAGGUGCGAUCCGGUUGGAUGUGAAUGCGAGUAUGGCUACAUACUAUCAGAUAUAGGAGGAAAAUGUAUUAAGCCUGAAGAAUGCCCAGGCGGAAACCCGUGUGGAUCAAAUGGUACAUUUGUUAAAUGCAAAUCAAGGUGUCCGAAUGACUAUUGUCCUGUCAACGAUAAUCGUGGAGUUAUAAUUUGUGAAGGCUUUCCAUUAGCCCCCUGUUACUCUGGAUGUAUUUGUAAGCUAAAUUAUAAAAGACGCAGCGAGACAGACCAAAGAUGCAUUCUGUAUACAGAUUGCCCUCCUGUAAAUUGCAGUAGACCCAACGAAGUCUGGAGCCCGUCACCACCUCCCUGUUUACAAGAAACCUGCGAUGAUGUCGACCUUCCUCCGGUACCUUGUAACGAGUUUAUAAAAAGCAGUCCUAGAUGCAUCUGCAAAGAUAAUUACUUCAGGAACGAUAGCGGAAUCUGCGUUUGCGCUCAGGAAUGUCGCGACAUAAACGCGCGUGAUUAUAAUCGCAAGAAGCGUGAUAUUGUAUUAAACAGUUUUGCCAAGAUGUUGUUCGUAUGUGUUAGUGUGUUAGUAUUCAUAUGCUCUUCAACCGCGCACAAUACAACUGAAGGUCCGUGCAAUGCAAACGAAACGCUCGUAUCCUGCAAAGCUGGCUGUCCCACCGACUAUUGUCCAACAAGCGACAGCCGCGCUAUAGUUGCUUGCUCACCCCCCUAUCCAUGUAAUCCGGGCUGCGUUUGUAAACCAAAUUAUCGACUCUUGAGUCAGGAUGACAAGCGAUGUGUGCCGACCACAGACUGUCCUCCUGUAAAUUGCACUAGACCCAACGAAAUCUGGAGCCCGUCACCACCGCCCUGUUUACAAGAAACCUGCGAUGAUGUCGACGUUACUCCGGUACCUUGUAACGAGUUUAUACAAAGCAGCCCUAGAUGCAUCUGCAAAGAUAAUUACUUCAGGAACGAUAGCGGAAUCUGCGUUUCCGCUCAGGAAUGUCGCGACAUAAAUGAGCGUACGAAGAAUCGCGAGAAGCGUGACAUACCGGAAUGUGGUUAUAACGAAGUACUGUCGGAUUCCAAAAUAGUGUGUCCCCCUCAGACUUGUGAGAGCAUAUACACUACGUAUUUAUGUGAGUCUAGGGGUGAUGAAGUCGGAUGUAACUGUUUAUCUGGAUAUUUGAGGAACAGCAGUGGUAUAUGCAUUCCCAGUGAGGAAUGUUUUCAAGCGGAGAAAUGCUCGCUUCCUUCUAAAUGUAUACCGACAUGCGCAAUUCCGAAUCCCAAUUGUUCCUACGUUCAGGAAGUUUCCUUCAAAAGAGAAGCCUGUUAUUGUAAGCCUGGUUUCAUAUUAUCCGAGGUCAAUGGGGAAUGCAUUAAGAUCGAAAAUUGUCCAAAAGAACAACAAUGCGGGGUAAACGGAACAUAUUCCGAUUGCGGCUUUCGAUGCCCAAACCAGUAUUGUCCUGAAGACGACAGUUUACUCCAAAUAGCGUGUAAACCUGGGCGACCCUGCCCACCUGGCUGCGUAUGUAAGGAUAACUACAAAAGAAAAAGUCGCGAAGAAGACGAUGUUUGCGUACUCGCCUCAGAUUGUCCACCCGUCAAUUGCACUAGGCCUAAUGAAGUUUGGAAUCCCUGUUCGCAAUGUUUGGCGGAACGAUGCGAAGAUGCUAACACUACUAAUUGUGAUGAUCCGCCCGGCUCAAACUGUGACCCUAGAUGCGUGUGUGUAGAUGGGUAUAAAAGAAAGAAAGACGACGUUUGUGUCCCGGAGAAAGCGUGUCCUGGUCGAUGUCCGAUACCGAUUGAAUGUAGACCGACAUGUGCUGUUCCUAAUCCAAAAAAAUGUUCUAAGUAUAAAUUACCUGCCAACAAUGAAGAUGGGUGUCAAUGUAAGAAAGGAUACGUUUUGUCGGAACUCGAUGGGAAAUGUGUUGCAAUCGACAAAUGUCCCAAAAUGGGAGGUUGCAACGGUGAUCCGCAUGCGGUAAUAAAAGAAUGUCCGUUGGCUUGUCCAUCUACUUGUGAGGCACCAGAGGCUAAGCCCUGUAAAAAGAAAUGUGCUCCUGUCGGAUGCGAAUGCGAAUCUGGUUAUAUACUUUCGGAAACAAAAGGCAAAUGUAUCAGCCCCGAAGAAUGCCCAGGUGGAAACCCUUGUGGUCCAAAUGGUACUUACGUCCAAUGUAAGUCCGGGUGCCCUACUGACUAUUGCCCUGUGGAUGAUAACAUGGGGAUUUUGAUUUGCGAGUAUUUCCCGUUCAGCCCAUGCUACUCUGGAUGUAUCUGCAAACUUAGCUAUAAAAGACUUAGCACAGAAGAUCCGAGAUGUAUCGCGUCUUGGGAGUGCCCACCUGUGAACUGUACGAGACAAAAUGAAGUUUGGGAUCCUUCUCCUCCAGCUUGUUUAUCGGAGUAUUGUGAAGAUGUCGACCGCCCUCCAGCUGUUUGCAAUACACUAGUUUUUAACAAUGAACCUAAAUGUGUUUGUAAAGAGAAUUAUUUCAGGAAUUCUUCAAGUAUUUGCAUAAGCGCCCAGGAAUGUCGAGAGAUUAACGCUUCAAAAACAUAGCUGGAUAACAAGAAGAAAGAAUCUUUUUGUUUUGUUUAUUUUACUUUAUUUUUCAUUCAAUACAAACUAGAGCCAUAUAUUUAAAAAAGUACUUGCAUACGUAUGAUAUUAUAGUAUACACAGACUUCAGGAGUUUUGUAAAAUGUGCACAAUAUGCUGUCGAAAAACAUGCAAAAUUUCUCGAACAAUAGAAGAGUGAGAGACUCAAUGUGUCUCAUGACUCUCAUUUUAAACUUUAAUAUGUCUCUGGUUAAAAUUAUUUUUACGGUUAAAACGCGAAUAGUUCCCAAUCGGCGUUUAGUCCGGAAACUGUAAAGUAUUCGGUUAAAUCUUAGAAGUAGUUAUAAUUAUGUCUACGACUCACUAAAGUCGACGAAAAUACCAUUCAAAAUGUCUUUUUUUUUAUUGCUUAGAUGGAUGGACGAGCUUACAGCCCACCUGGUGUUAAGUGGUUACUGGAGCCCAUAGACAUCCACAACGCAAA
Molecule: messenger RNA, 4954 nt
Organism: Bombyx mandarina (wild silkworm)
Lineage: Eukaryota; Metazoa; Arthropoda; Insecta; Lepidoptera; Bombycidae
Product: zonadhesin
Source: RefSeq, a predicted model, not a curated record